AUGGUUCGGGUAGCACGCCCAGCCGGCCGUCGCGACUUUGAGAUUGCCAUCAUCUGCGCCCUCACUGCUGAGGCCGACGCCGUGGAGGCUCUCUUCGACGGCUAUUGGGACGACGAAGGGCCCCAUUAUGACAAAGCCUCUGGGGAUCCUAACGCCUACUCCACCGGCUACAUCAGCCGCCACAAUGUCGUGCUUGCUCACAUGCCUAGCAUGGGGAAGGCCAACGCGGCGGCCGUUACGGCCAACUGCCGUGCCAGCUUCCCCAACAUCAAGCUCGCUCUUGUGGUUGGCGUCUGCGGCGCGGCGCCCUUUGUACCCGGCAGUAAGGACGAGAUUGUGCUCGGCGACGUGAUCAUCAGCGACGGGGUCGUUCAAUACGAUCUCGGACGACGGCUACCCGAGAGCUUCGUGCGCAAAGAUACUCUUCUAGACUCUUUGGGGAGGCCCAACACGGAGAUCCGCGGGCUGUUAGCGAAGCUGAAGGGCGUCCGCGGCCAAAAGACGCUAAGAAGCAAGAUGGCUAGUAAUCUGGACAGGCUCGAGGAAGAUCCAGAGCUGAAAGCAGAGUACCCAGGUGUCCGGUGUGACCGGCUCUUCGAAUCGAAAUAUCGCCACGCUCGCGAUGGGAUGACGUGCGAAGAGUGCGGAUGCAGCGGUGAGCCAAUCUUGCGCCGUCGCCUCGAGCAGGGCAUACCACAGCCUGCCGUCCACUUUGGCUUGGUCGCAUCUGGCGACACAGUGAUGAAGGAUGGAGACGAGCGUGACGCCAUCGCACAACGGGAGAAUGUUAUCGGCUUCGAGAUGGAGGGCGCCGGAGUAUGGGAUAUCCUCCCGUGCGUUGUGAUCAAGGGCGCCUGCGACUAUGCAGACAGCCAUAAGACCAAGGCAUGGCAGAAUUAUGCUGCGGCAACGGCAGCGGCAUGCGCAAAGGCAUUCUUGGACUAUUGGGUGCCUUCAGUUACUUAUGGCAAUGUUCCCGAACAAUCCACCGGCCCUUGGUUUAUUGUUCCAUUCCCAAAAAAUGACGCUUUUGUUGGUCGAAGCUCUAUUCUUGAAGAAUUGCAACAGCUCGCGGGUAAGCCGCAAGCGCAGAUUGCGCUCUUUGGUCUAGGCGGCAUAGGAAAAACCCAAAUCGCGCUGGCGCAUGUCUAUUGGCUUCAGGAGACGUGUCCAGAGGUGUCAGUAUUUUGGGUCUAUGCAAGCAACGUCGAGCGGUUCCGCCAGUCCUUCAAUACGAUUGCGCUGGAAUGCAAAAUUCCAGGGUAUGACGACUCCAAGACGGAUGUGUUACUGCUGGUGAAAAGAUGGCUAGAAAAGAAGGAUUGUGGGCGGUGGCUCAUGGUCAUCGAUAAUGCCGACGAUAUGGACCUUUUCUUCAAUCCAAGUGGGCCGACUACGAGCACAUUCUCGAGCGGCGGCAAUUUCGCACGCUACCUUCCCGAAUGCAGCCACGGAGCCAUUCUAGUCACGACGCGGAACAAGAAAGCGGCGUUAAGGUUUGCCAAGGGGCAGAGUCUAAUCGAGGUGGAUUGUAUGGAGGACGACGAGUCGGAAGGCCUGCUUCGUGCAACACUGAAAGGCGUUUCCUCCACCCCUGCCGAAUUGUCGGAGCUCUCUUCUCGACUAGAGCACCUUCCGCUCGCCCUCGUCCAAGCGGCGGCCUUCAUUCAGGCGAACAGCAUUUCCAUGGAAGCGUAUCUCGGGCUGCUCGACGAAAGUGACCAUAAUGUCGUCGACCUGCUAUGCAAGGAAUUCGAGACGAUCGGGCGGGACUCGGAGGCUGCACAGGCGGUAGCGCAAACGUGGAUGCUCUCGUUCCGACAGAUUAAGGAACAGGAUGCAUUGGCGGGCAACUUGCUCUCGUUGAUGAGCGUAUUCGACCGGCAGGGCAUUCCGACGCCGUUUCUAUCGCAUUACAGUACACAGGAACGCAACGGAGGCCCGAAGAGCAAUAUGGAGCUGACCGAAUCUAUUGGGCUACUUAAAGCCUUCGGCCUCAUUUCAGAGGAGAAGAACGGCAGCCUAGAUAUGCAUCGACUGGUACAGUUAGUGACACAAAAGUGGCUCGUCAACGAUAGCAAGAUGGGUGAGUUUGGGCGAGAGGCGCUAUUGACGGUAUCGCAGAUGUAUCCGUUUGGGAGGUUCGAGAACCGGACGAUAUGUAGUGCGUAUCUACCACACGCAAGCGCUGUGCUGGAGAUUGAGGUUGGCGAGCUAGGAGAUGAUGUGAAGGCGAAGGCAUCGCUGCUCCAUCGCGUGGCUAGCUACUUGGGUUUUGAGGGCAAAUGGGGGGACGCAGAGAAACUUAGCGUGAAUGCUGUCAAGACUCGGAAAAGGGUGCUGGGCGAGGAGCAUCCCGAGACGCUGACCAGCAUGAACAACCUCGCGUUGACGUACCGGAAUCAGGGGCGGUGGAGGGAGGCGGAGGAGCUCGGGUUGCGGGUGAUGGAGACCCGCAAGAGGGUGCUGGGCGAGGAGCAUCCCGAGACGCUGACCAGCAUGGCGAACCUCGCGUCGACGUUCUCGAAUCAGGGGCGGUGGAGGGAGGCGGAGGAGCUCGGGGUGCGGGUGGUGGACAUCUGGAAGAGGGUGCUGGGCGAGGAGCAUCCCGAGACGCUGACCAGCAUGGCGAACCUCGCGUUGACGUUCUCGAAUCAAGGGCGGUGGAAGGAGGCGGAGGAGCUCGGGGUGCGGGUGAUGGAGACCCGCAAGAGGGUGCUGGGCGAGGAGCAUCCCUCGACGCUGACCAGCAUGGCGAACCUCGCGUCGACGUUCUCGAAUCAGGGGCGGUGGAAGGAGGCGGAGGAGCUCGGGGUGCGGGUGAUGGAGACCCGCAAGAGGGUGCUGGGCGAGGAGCAUCCUGACACGCUGACCAGCAUGGCGAACCUCGCGUUGACGUUCUCGAAUCAGGGGCGGUGGAGGGAGGCGGAGGAGCUCGGGGUGCAGGUGAUGGAGACCCGCAAGAGGGUGCUGGGCGAGGAGCAUCCCGAGACGCUGACCAGCAUGGCGAACCUCGCGUUGACGUUCUCGAAUCAGGGGCGGUGGAAGGAGGCGGAGGAGCUCGGGGUGCGGGUGAUGGAGACCCGCAAGAGGGUGCUGGGCGAGGAGCAUCCUGACACGCUGACCAGCAUGGCGAACCUCGCGUCGACGUUCUCGAAUCAGGGGCGGUGGAAGGAGGCGGAGGAGCUCGGGUUGCGGGUGAUGGAGAUCUGGAAGAGGGUGCUGGGCGAGGAGCAUCCCGAGACGCUGACCAGCAUGGCGAACCUCGCGUUGACGUUCCCGAAUCAGGGGCGGUGGAGGGAGGCGGAGGAGCUCGGGGUGCGGGUGAUGGAGACCCGCAAGAGGGUGCUGGGCGAGGAGCAUCCUGACACGCUGACCAGCAUGGCGAACCUCGCGUCGACGUACUCGAAUCAGGGGCGGAGGAAGGAGGCGGAGGAGCUCGGGUUGCGGGUGAUGGAGACCCACAAGAGGGUGCUGGGCGAGGAGCAUCCCUCGACGCUGACCAGCAUGGCGAACCUCGCGUCGACGUACUCGAAUCAGGGGCGGUGGAAGGAGGCGGAGGAGCUCGGGGUGCGGGUGAUGGAGACCCGCAAGAGGGUGCUGGGCGAGGAGCAUCCCUCGACGCUGACCAGCAUGGCGAACCUCGCGUCGACGUUCUCGAAUCAGGGGCGGUGGAAGGAGGCGGAGGAGCUCGGGGUGCGGGUGAUGGAGACCCGCAAGAGGGUGCUGGGCGAGGAGCAUCCCUCAACGCUGACCAGCAUGAACAACCUCGCGUUCACGUACCGGAAUCAGGGGCGGUGGAGGGAGGCGGAGGAGCUCGGGGUGCAGGUGAUGGAGACCCGCAAGAGGGUGCUGGGCGAGGAGCAUCCCGAGACGCUGACCAGCAUGGCGAACCUCGCGUUGACGUUCUCGAAUCAGGGGCGGUGGAAGGAGGCGGAGGAGCUCGGGGUGCGGGUGAUGGAGACCCGCAAGAGGGUGCUGGGCGAGGAGCAUCCUGACACGCUGACCAGCAUGGCGAACCUCGCGUCGACGUUCUCGAAUCAGGGGCGGUGGAAGGAGGCGGAGGAGCUCGGGUUGCGGGUGAUGGAGAUCUGGAAGAGGGUGCUGGGCGAGGAGCAUCCCGAGACGCUGACCAGCAUGGCGAACCUCGCGUUGACGUUCUCGAAUCAGGGGCGGUGGAGGGAGGCGGAGGAGCUCGGGGUGCGGGUGAUGGAGACCCGCAAGAGGGUGCUGGGCGAGGAGCAUCCUGACACGCUGACCAGCAUGGCGAACCUCGCGUUGACGUUCUCGAAUCAGGGGCGGUGGAAGGAGGCGGAGGAGCUCGGGUUGCGGGUGAUGGAGAUCUGGAAGAGGGUGCUGGGCGAGGAGCAUCCCGAGACGCUGACCAGCAUGGCGAACCUCGCGUCGACGUACUCGAAUCAGGGGCGGAGGAAGGAGGCGGAGGAGCUCGGGUUGCGGGUGAUGGAGACCCACAAGAGGGUGCUGGGCGAGGAGCAUCCCUCGACGCUGACCAGCAUGGCGAACCUCGCGUCGACGUACUCGAAUCAGGGGCGGUGGAAGGAGGCGGAGGAGCUCGGGUUGCGGGUGAUGGAGAUCUGGAAGAGGGUGCUGGGCGAGGAGCAUCCCUCGACGCUGACCAGCAUGAACAACCUCGCGUUGACGUUCUCGAAUCAGGGGCGGUGGAAGGAGGCGGAGGAGCUCGGGGUGCGGGUGAUGGAGACCCGCAAGAGGGUGCUGGGCGAGGAGCAUCCCUCGACGCUGAGCAGCAUAAACAACCUCGCGUUGACGUACCGGAAUCAGGGGCGGUGGAGGGAGGCGGAGGAGCUCGGGUUGCGGGUGAUGGAGACCCGCAAGAGGGUGCUGGGCGAGGAGCAUCCCGAGACGCUGACCAGCAUGAACAACCUCGCGUUGACGUACCGGAAUCAGGGGCGGUGGAGGGAGGCGGAGGAGCUCGGGGUGCGGUUGAUGGAGACCCGCAAGAGGGUGCUGGGCGAGGAGCAUCCCGAGACGCUGACCAGCAUGAACAACCUCGCGUUGACGUACCGGAAUCAGGGGCGGUGCAGGGAGGCGGAGGAGCUCGGGUUGCGGGUGAUGGAGACCCGCAAGAGGGUGCUGGGCGAGGAGCAUCCCGAGACGCUGACCAGCAUGGCGAACCUCGCGUCGACGUACUCGAAUCAGGGACGGUGGAAGGAGGCGGAGGAGCUCGGUUUGCGGGUGAUGGAGACCCGCAAGAGGGUGCUGGGCGAGGAGCAUCCUGACACGCUGACCAGCAUGAACAACCUCGCGUUCACGUACCGGAAUCAGGGGCGGUGGAAGGAGGCGGAGGAGCUCGGGGUGCGGGUGAUGGAGACCCGCAAGAGGGUGCUGGGCGAGGAGCAUCCCGAGACGCUGACCAGCAUGAACAACCUCGCGUUGACGUACCGGAAUCAGGGGCGGUGGAGGGAGGCGGAGGAGCUCGGGUUGCGGGUGAUGGAGACCCGCAAGAGGGUGCUGGGCGAGGAGCAUCCUGACACGCUGACCAGCAUGGCGAACCUCGCGUUGACGUUCUCGAAUCAGGGGCGGUGGAGGGAGGCGGAGGAGCUCGGGUUGCGGGUGAUGGAGACCCGCAAGAGGGUGCUGGGCGAGGAGCAUCCUGACACGCUGACCAGCAUGGCGAACCUCGCGUUGACGUUCUCGAAUCAGGGGCGGUGGAGGGAGGCGGAGGAGCUCGGGUUGCGGGUGAUGGAGACCCGCAAGAGGGUGCUGGGCGAGGAGCAUCCCGAGACGCUGACCAGCAUGGCGAACCUCGCGUCGACGUUCUCGAAUCAGGGACGGUGGAAGGAGGCGGAGGAGCUCGGGGUGCGGGUGAUGGAGACCCGCAAGAGGGUGCUGGGCGAGGAGCAUCCUGACACGCUGACCAGCAUGGCGAACCUCGCGUCGACAUACUCGAAUCAGGCACGGUGGAAGGAGGCAGAGGAGCUCGGGUUGCGGGUGAUGGAGACCCGCAAGAGGGUGCUGGGCGAGGAGCAUCCCGAGACGCUGACCAGCAUGGCGAACCUCGCGUUGACGUUCUCGAAUCAGGGGCGGUGGAGGGAGGCGGAGGAGCUCGGGGGACGGUGGAAGGAGGCCGAGGAGCUGGAACCUGGCGUCGACUUGUUAUCAGAUUGA
Messenger RNA from Hirsutella rhossiliensis, 6147 nucleotides. Its product is annotated as tetratricopeptide repeat domain-containing protein. Gene Ontology annotation, biological process: nucleoside metabolic process. The transcript is spliced from 5 exons. NCBI's taxonomy places the organism in Eukaryota, Fungi, Ascomycota, Sordariomycetes, Hypocreales, Ophiocordycipitaceae. The coding region runs from base 1 to 6147 and encodes 2048 amino acids. Gene Ontology annotation, molecular function: catalytic activity; protein binding. Gene Ontology annotation, cellular component: kinesin complex. The record is from RefSeq and is a predicted model, not a curated record.